Molecule: messenger RNA, 2313 nt
Organism: Gadus chalcogrammus (walleye pollock)
Lineage: Eukaryota; Metazoa; Chordata; Actinopteri; Gadiformes; Gadidae
Exons: 2
Coding region: 1-2307 (768 amino acids)
Biological process (GO): DNA integration
Molecular function (GO): nucleic acid binding
Source: RefSeq, a predicted model, not a curated record
AUGACUAAGCCUAAACUUGACUGUUGUGAGCAGCGAUGGGUGUCAAAAUUAGCCAGUUACAAUUUUGACAUCAAAUAUGUGCCAGGCCCACGAAACAUUGUUGCUGACGCUCUCAGCCGUGUCCCUUUUUGCAAAAGUGUCGGUCACAGACUGGUCAGUGAACCACUUCAUGAACUCGCCAGAGAAGCCGCUGUUGUGUCUGACACAGCCGUUCAACAGACCUUCAGAGAAUCCACCAACCAGUCUGUAAUGGCGGAGAAGCUAACAUGUCUUUUAGCCACAAAUGCCCAGUCCCUUCACACAUCAGCUCAGUCAUUGUCCACGCAGGAAGUCGCUGCUGUUAUCCAGUCACACACUGAAUGGGCCUCUGGUGCUAGGACUCGUGCGACGGCCCUUGUGGGUCAUCUACCCCAGCUCAUUCCUGACAGUUUGUCCAGCCUGCCUGUCUUCUCGGUUGAAGAUUUAAGAGAUGCUCAGUCUAAGGAUAAGACCUUGUCUCGUAUACAUUUUUAUGUGGAGAGGUCUCGGAGACCAUCCAGACGUGAAAGGGCACAAGAGGAGGGUCAAGUUCUGAGGUUGUUGAAACACUGGGGAAAGUUUGUUCUGAGUGAUGAUGUCUUAUACAGAGUGUCACAUGAUCAGAUUUCAAAGACAAGACGCCAUCAGUUUGUUGUCCCUGAUUGCCUGAAGACUAAAGUCUUGAAAGGAGUCCAUGACAGUGCGGGUCAUCAGGGUCAGUCAAGGACCCUGAGCAUUGCCAGACAGAGAUUCUUUUGGCUGCACAUGGACAGGGAUGUGAGGGAGUACGUUUGUCACUGUCAGCGUUGUAUAGUGAGUAAGGUGGCCGAGCCUGCAGGAAGAGCUCCUCUCGAAAGUAUUGUCACUUCCCGCCCACUGCAACUUGUUUGCAUUGAUUUCUGGUCAGCUGAAGAUUCGCACAACAAAUCUGUGGAUGUUUUAGUAAUGACCGAUCAUUUUACCAGACUGGCUCAGGCCUUUGCCUGCAGGGAUCAAUCAGCCAAACAAGUAGCAAAAGUUAUCUGGGAGAAGUAUUUCUGUGUCUAUGGAUUCCCUGAGAGGAUUCACAGUGACCAGGGUGCAAACUUUGAAAGCGAGUUGAUCGCUGAACUUCUACGCUUAUCUGGUGUGCGAAAGUCCCAUACUACUCCAUACCAUCCGAUGGGGAAUGGCAGUGUUGAACGUUUUAAUCGAACACUGGGCAAUAUGAUCAGAGCUCUUCCCCUGGAAUCUAAGCUAGACUGGCCCAGACGCUUGCAAACUCUCACUUUCAUGUACAAUUGCACUACCCAUGAAACGACAGGAUAUGCACCUUUUUACCUAAUGUUUGGAAGGGUACCCCGUCUGCCGGUAAAUAUCCUGUUUGGGAACAUUUUGACUGACCCUGAUGUGACGGACUUUGGCAGAUAUGUUGCAAAGCUGUCUGAGGACCUUAAGGAAGCCAUGUUAAUUGCUCAAGAGCAUGUGACAAAGGAACAGAACAGACAGGCGAGACUCUAUAACAGGAAAGUGAAAGGUCCAAUGAUCGAAAUUGGAGAUCGAGUUCUUGUGGCUAACAAGAAAGAGAGGGGAAAGAGAAAAGUUGCAGACCGAUGGGAGUCGAUUGUUUACACUGUAACUGAGAUUAAUCCCCAGACGCACACAUAUAAGAUACAGGAUACUGUCACAGGACGUGAACGGAUUGUCCAUCGCAAUCUACUCAUGCUGGUGAACUUUCUUCCUGUUCAAGAUAUCCCGCAAUCUUCUCGGUCUAGUAUUUCAAUGUCCUCUGUCCCAUCUUCUGUCUCUGUCCAUUCCAUGGCUUCGGGUCAGGCUACAUCCGACCACACUCAGGUUCAAGUGUUUUGUAAGCCGGAUGGGUCUCAAUCUGCAGUUGAUGAUGUGCACAGUUUUGUGAGCAUCCAGGGACUUGAAAAUUACUCGGAUAUCAUACCUGCAUCUGGGGUGAGGACCAGGGAAUGGGUCAGUCACCUGAACACCCCGAGUCAACAGCCUCCUGAAGGGAGUGCCCGGGAGUCAUUUGCUGACCUGACUGACGACGUGUUGACUGACCAGGUCCAAGACUCAUACUCUGAUGAUGCUGUUGCUAAGGCUGACGCCUCGACUGUUAGUGACGAUCACACCGUUUUGUCAGUGGUUACUUCUGUUUCUGUAAGUGAUGCUGCACACACUGUACUGCCUGAGUCUGCACCACAUCGCACUACGCGUCUGGCUAGACAAGAUGUCACUGGACGAUGGCAGACUGUUCGGACUGUAUGCAGCUCUGUAGUUCAAGCUCUUAGGGCUUAAGUUUCU